This is a messenger RNA of Trichomonas vaginalis G3, 513 nucleotides long. RefSeq names its product KilA, N-terminal/APSES-type HTH, DNA-binding family. The record is from RefSeq and is a predicted model, not a curated record. NCBI's taxonomy places the organism in Eukaryota, Parabasalia, Trichomonadida, Trichomonadidae. The annotation marks the transcript as partial. The transcript has a single exon.
GGUUGGUAUGUACAUAGACUUCUUGUAAAUGCUGUUGCAAUGUGGGCUUCGCCUCGUUAUGCUUGGUAUAUUUACAGACUUCUUGACGAACUUCAUAGACAAGAACGUGAAGAGCUAGAGAACAAGCUUGAAGCAAAAGACAAAAACAUACAGAAAAGAAUACCACGUUCGGUACCAAAAGGAAAGGAAAAGAACUAUAAGUAUAUGAUUUACACUGAAGAGAUGGAAAAUGAAGAAGACAGAGAUAUGGUUAUGUUGCAUUUAGUCAGAAGAAACAACAAAAGCUUUUACGACUUAGCUAAGAUUUACAAAUCUGACAGAAAUUGGUUCUAUCGCGAAAACUUACCGAUUUCAAUGACACCGAAUGAAGAUGUUAAACAGAUAGUUCAAGAUACGUUACCUCAAACACACUAUGAUAUGAAAGGUUGUACAAUUCUUACAUUCAAAGAAGAUUUGCCGCUACUGAAGGAAAAGAUAACAGAGUAUUUUGACAACUUCAAACAAGCAGAGUAA